Messenger RNA from Candidula unifasciata, 1155 nucleotides. NCBI's taxonomy places the organism in Eukaryota, Metazoa, Mollusca, Gastropoda, Stylommatophora, Geomitridae. The record is from the annotation of a GenBank genome assembly.
AUGGAUAGCACUGCCAGUGACACACUUGCAACACAAACUCCAGCAAUGGAUCCUCAGACAGCUCAAAUUCUCUUUGAGCAGGGUGCCAUGUUUAUUAUCAUGGAUUUCCCUGAAGGAGCUGAAUUUGGCAUUGACUACAAUUCUUGGAUUGUUGGCCCUAACUUUAAAGGUGUCAAGAUGAUACCUCCAGGAAUUCAUUUUAUCAGUUUCAGUUCGAAGGACAAAGAUGACCAGCUUGGACCACGAACUGGAUUUUUUUGCAAUUUCACUCCAAAAGAAAUCGUUGUUAGACGUUGGGAUGUCAAAAUGGAAGCCGUCUCUGAUCAACCAGUUUCAGGUGAAGAACUUGAAAGAUUUGAAAACAACAGAGAAGAGUUGGACAGAUUUCUUGGACCUUACCCUUAUGACAAAUACAAGCAGUGGGUGUCACUAACAAACCAUAUCAGCAAAGAUGUCCUAAGUCUCCUUCAGCCUGAUGGUGGCAUAAUAUACUCAGUGGCUCAGUUUGAAUCCGAAGCCAGCACAACACAGUCUCGACGAGCUGCAGCUUUAGAAGAAGAGGUCAUGGACACCGACUCAGCUAGCAAAGCUAAAAAACCAAAGCUUCCCAAACUGAAAACUGUGGCUGGUACUAAAAUCAAGUACACAAGCAUCCCAAAGAAGAAAUACCCAGAUGGAGCAACACCAGCGGAAAUCUCCAAAUACAGCUUGGAUUCGUCCUAUACUUUAGAUUUGUUGCUAAAUGAGAGGUUUGGCAAAGACAUUAACAUUCUCUUGGGUGAAAUUCAGUAUGCUUUUGUUUGUUUCCUUAUCGGCCAGAAUUAUGACUCGUUCGAACAGUGGAAAAAGCUGGUGCACUUGCUGUGUACUAGCGGUGAUGCCAUUACACAGUAUCCAGAAGCAUAUUCGUCUUUUAUUUCUAUUCUGCAUUUUCAGAUUCGUGAAAUUCCAUCAGAUUUUUUUGUUGAUAUUGUAACCAGCAGCAACUUUCUAACAGCCACCCUGCAUGAACUGUUUCAGAAUUUGCUCGGAGAUCAUGUGGAUCCCAAGUUAAGGAAAAAAGGCUUGAGUUUUCAGAAGCACCUGACAGACAAAUUUAAAUGGGACUUUAUGUCAGAGCCUGAUGAGUUUGCCCCAGUGGUUGUUGACUGCUAG